CAUCCCGUGGUACUUUUCAUCCCGUGGUACUUUUCAUCCCGUGGUACUUUUCAUCCCGCAUCACUAUUCACCCCGCAUCACUAUUCACCCCGCUACACAUCCAUCCCCUGCAUUCAUUCCCGGGUACAUGCUCGCCAAUCAUUUCACACUACCACAUGAUUACUUUAUAAUAAUCAUGCUACCAUUGUUAUAGUCAUGUUCAUUUCUAUCCUCCUUUACCUCUUCUUGUUAUUGCUGCUACUCAUUUCGAACACGAAUAUCCACCGCCGCUUAGUGCACCUUGGUUUGCUAAUCGUUAUGUCUAGGUACUCUUACUAUCCGCCAUGGGAGAUAUCAAUCUUCCCGACCAUAGCGGUCACGAAACCGGCGUGGGAGAUACCAACCUUCUCGACCACAACGGUCACGAAUUCGGCGUCGAAGACACCAACGAGCGCUACGAGGCUCAACUCCAGCAGGAUGAUUCCAGCGUUUACGAAUCUGGCGUAGAAGAUUUCGAUCUCUCCGACCAUAGCGUUCACUAUACUGGCAUUGAAGAUGCCGGCAAGGAAGACACCAACGAGGGCGACGAGGCUCGCCGCGAGCAGGAGGAGCUCCGCGAGAAGUCCGAUGACCUCACCGACCUUCCUCAGGUGCCGCCCACUGCUAUCUCGCGGGCGGUUUCCUGUCUCGUCAUCCUGGGCGGAACUCCUCUGAGCAUGCAUCGCGAUGACAACCUCGUCAAGCUCGGCCGCGAACCCGUCACGCAGUACGAGUUCAAGCUCAAGCUCGAGUACCAUCCUGCCACGUACCCCAGAAUCUCUGUGGUCUUCGUCCGCAACCUCGAGAUCAAAGGCGCUGUUCGGCGCCACUCUUGGGUAGGCCGGAUGGAGUUCUAUUUCCAGUCCGUCUCCGAGCUGGAGGCCGCUAGGCAGCACAAAGAUCGCGCUACCAUUUCGCUCAACCGCGACUUCAAACUCGAACCGGGCACUGUGCAAGCUCCCAACGGCUGCAUCUACCUGUCGUUCCGGGUCAGCAGAGUCGUCUUCUAUUACAACGAGGUGAUGAACAAAGAUCCGGUGUUCAAGGCGCAGAUCAAGCAGAUGGCAGAAUUUGCAGACUCGGUCAACCGAGGCUCUCCCAGCGAAGUUGCCUUCCUAGUCACCGACGACGCCCACCCCCCCACCUGGGAGCUUAGUCCCGACGAUCCCGUACCGCAGUCCGUCCCGAUCGUCUCUACCGACGAAUACUCGGAGCUCUCAACCAAUAUGAACUCCUUCAUCGCCAUGGCUGGCAUCUUCGAGCGGAUCGUGGAGAACAAUUCGGACAGCCUCGCGCCCUGGUUCAUCCGCUCGCCUACCCAGGAACUCCUCAACGCCGGGACCAUCCUUGAGGCCGGCAAGGAGUACGAGGUGGCGGGGGGCAGAAAGGUGACGAGACCCGAGAUCGGGAUCGUGCCUCCCUGCGUCAAAUUUUUCGACCUUCGACAAUACAAGGUCGCCCAGACGUACGGUACCGUCGAUGACGCCGCCCGCGCCCAGUCCGUCGCGAACGAGAUGGCGCAGAAGCAGUUCCCCUGCCACCUGUUCGCCCUCUCGCAGAACAAGGACGACUCCGGCAACCCCUCCGCGGUCGCCGUCGCAAUCCCCCUGGGUCGCGACACCCACCUCCUCCCCCACAAGGGUUCCGACUGCAAGAUUACCAUCUCCGGUCUCCGGCGCGCCAAAAAUCCGCCCUACGAGAUCAACAUCGAGACGCAACUGCCCGAGUUCCUGGCCGAGCUAGCUUUUCGCGCCAUCUCGAGGUCGCAGUCUGCAGAUGUCUUCAUCCAGCUUUGCAACGUCCUCAAGGAGGACACGCCCGAAGACAAGUCCGAAGAGAUACUAAACGGGCUAGAACAGAUCUACGAGGACGCCUACGAAAGCGGCGGCGUGGUAGAUAUGGACGGUUUAUCCGCGUUCGUUGCCGAGCACGCUGUGUAUUUGCAAGUCCCGCAAGUACCAGAUAAGGAGGAUUCAGAAGAAAAGCUUCGCAGCUGGAACGCUUGGGCCGCGGACCCUUCGCUCCCCCUUCUCGGCGGCAGUUUUAGGGUGUUCAUCGCAAAGAUACCUUUAGAGCCCUGGACCGAGUGCUGCGGCGGAGAGAGGAGACGUUGCAACUUUGGCCUGGAAUUUCCUAAGGAGGGGGAAAACUACGGGGUUUACAUUCAGAACAAGUUGCAAGAUGACGAGGCCAAGUUUUGCACGAUCACCGUGAAGCACCUCACCAAGACCCUCAGGCAGGAGAUUCAGGCCCACGAAGAAGUGCAGCAUCCUCCUUCUGUCCCGGCGGAGACUCCCGGCAUCAGCGACUUGGCGUUAGGCAUCUACAAUUGGCUUCCUACUCUCGAAAUGCCCCCGGACGGUUCUCCGUCCCUGAAGGACCACUUCGAGCUGUUCCCCGGCAUGAUGCGCGCGGUAGAGGGUAGCGCACCCGCCCACCUGCAGCGGAUGUACGACAGCUUCGACGAGUCCAAGAAGCAAACUUUCAGCCAGCACAUGAGGAAGAUCCCGUUCGGACUAGCAGCGAUCCCCGGCACGGCUGCUUGCGGCAAGUCUCUCUUCGUCAAAUUCUACGCCGCCUUGCACCUAGAGGAGGAAUUCCCAGAGGGAGAGCCCCCCAAGGUUUUGAUCAUCUGCCCGCACAACCAAGCGUUAGAUGACUACGAGCUGGGCUUCAAGCGAACUCUGGAGAAGUACGGCGCUCCGGAAGAGUCGUUCCCCCGCAUGGAGAGGGUGCACAGCAUUCCUACCGAGAUCAAGGCCGCGGUGAGAUCUUUCACCCGAGAGGACCUCCAGGCAGAAGCGACCAACGAGCUAGACGCCACCGAUCACUUCCUAGCCGAGUCCGUGCUGACCGAGUUCCAGCGCUACGCGGACGAGUACACCAAGCAGAAGGGCAGAAAGAACUUCCAUACCCAGUCUCUUCAUACCUCGGUGCUCAAUUACGUGCGGGAGCAUCCAAAUGACAACUUGGAUAUCAUCGAGCUGCUGGAGCUCGGAAAGACUAACAAGACCCUGUCUAAAGAUCAGAAGAGGUUGGCCGAGGUCCACAUCAAGGAGCUCUACCAGAUGAAGCUGCGAGAGGCGCAGAUCGUCUUUGCUACGCCGGCCGCCGCGCGCGAAACUUUCUUUCGCAACGAGUUUAAGCCUACCUUGGUGGUUUUGGACGACAACGCGCGAAUGAGAGAGAUCACCACGGUCAUGUGCAUCGCCUCCUUCCCCACGGCGAAGCUAUUCGUGCUGCUAGGAGACCCUAGACAGCUGACGCCGUUCACCAGCAGCAGCCCCGGCGACAUGACGGCCCCUUUCGAUUCCCAGGUCAAGAUCUCUUGCCUCGACCGGCUCUACCGUGCCGGGGUCUCGUUCAAGGGUCUCGUGCACAACCACCGGCAGUACGCGGACCUGCAGAAAGAGCCCAGCGUAUGGUUUUACAACGGGAUCAUGAAGUCGAGCAUCGGCCGCGCCGACCGCUUCCCUCCCUCGGUCGUCAAGGUCCAGCAGAUAAUCCAGGACCUCACCGGCAUCCCCGGCAGCAACCGCGUCGUCGUCGACAUCACCAACUCCAAGGAGCAGCGCGCCUCUGCUUCCGUCAAGAAUGAACGCCACGCCUACUACGUCCUGCGAGCCCUGCGCUACUUUUACCUCGACGCCGGCUUUACCUCUCUAGACGCUACACCCGGAUCCAUCGCCGUCGUCCCCUUCUACAACGCCCAGGUUGCCGAGAUCGAAUCUCUCUUGCGCAACCGCAAAGUUGUCCACAACCUCUUCGGCGUGACCCCCGCCAAGCUAGCCGAGCGAGUCAUAGUGAGCACCCUCGACAGUUUCCAAGGCGGACAGGCAGAUCUUGUCAUCUUAGACUACACACGCUCCGACCGGCCUGGAUUCACCGGCGAUUCCCACCGCAACGCAGUCGCGCACACUCGCAGCGUGCAAGGCGAGAUAGUCCUCCUGAACGAGUCCGUCUUCGUCCCACCUUCUGGACACAGCCGCUCUUGGACCAACCUCCGUCUCAUGUACAGAGAGCUCGAACGCCAGAGCCGAGUCCACAGGACGGUAUUCUACGAGAACUGUCUGGACUUUGGCCACGAAGACAAGGCCUGCAACAAUGCUGCCCAGUGCUCCACCUGCUUCGAGAAGGGUCAUACCAAGUCCGCGUGCCCCACGGUCAAGUGUACGAAGUGCGACGGCCCCGGACACAUCGCCACUCAUUGCGUCCACAAGAACUGAUUUCGCUGCGGAGAGCCUCAUCUCAAGGCCGACUGUCCUUACGACGCCUCUGUUACGUGCUCCGACUUCAACCGACGAGGAUACAUGAGCAAGAGAGGCCUUUGCGACGGUGCCCGCCUUGCCCGCCUUUGAGCCCCCAGAGACCAAAGCGGUUAGGAAGAUACUAGGAG
Daldinia loculata is the source of this 4414-nucleotide messenger RNA. RefSeq names its product AAA domain-containing protein. Lineage: Eukaryota; Fungi; Ascomycota; Sordariomycetes; Xylariales; Hypoxylaceae. Bases 324 to 4244 code for a protein of 1306 amino acids. Gene Ontology annotation, molecular function: helicase activity; nucleic acid binding; zinc ion binding. The record is from RefSeq and is a predicted model, not a curated record. The transcript is spliced from 3 exons.